Messenger RNA from Cladocopium goreaui, 498 nucleotides. The record is from the annotation of a GenBank genome assembly. Lineage: Eukaryota; Dinophyceae; Suessiales; Symbiodiniaceae.
GCUGCGUCUGCAAUUAGCCAGCCAGCCCGAGCGACUGCAGAGGUGCUGAUAGACAAUCUGAAUCUCGAUCAGCUGGACUAUUUGUCCAGAAGGUCGUCAGGCCACUGCAUGGUCAUCAGGGAGGGACAAGGAGAUUUUUUGGGCCAGAUCGGCGCCAUGAAGGAUCCCGGUGCCGUCGAAGUGGAAGAGAAAGGAGGAGAGAGCGAGGAAAGUUCAGAAGAAGUUCUCGAAGAAAGUGCACCAGAAACAAGACCGGAGGCCCUGGAUGAGAUACAAGAAGCGGAAAUCACCCAACCAGCUGUGAAGGACCUCCUCAUCCGAGGGAAGGAUUGGUUAACAUUGGCGGCAGAGUGUGACGCGUUGCUUGAAUCGUGCAAGAGGCCUGAAGCUGAUGAUGAUUCAGGAGGCCUGCACCGUCUUGCACCAGUGCAAUGGUUUGGAAUCAGUCCUGUUGGUUUUUGUGUAGGGCAUGGAAACGCAGUUUCGCUUUCUGGAUAG